Necator americanus (New World hookworm) is the source of this 741-nucleotide messenger RNA. RefSeq lists its product as uncharacterized. Gene Ontology annotation, biological process: proton transmembrane transport; proton motive force-driven ATP synthesis. Gene Ontology annotation, molecular function: proton transmembrane transporter activity. The transcript is spliced from 4 exons. The record is from RefSeq and is a predicted model, not a curated record. Bases 1 to 741 code for a protein of 246 amino acids. Lineage: Eukaryota; Metazoa; Nematoda; Chromadorea; Rhabditida; Ancylostomatidae.
AUGAUGGUUUCUGCUGCUGAUUUGCUGGCUACUGACGGUGACUUCAGUUACUUAGUGGUUACUACGUGGCCGGGGCUUGUAUCGAAGUCCAAAGAGGAAGAGGAGUGGCUCGCUGAUCGUGGAUUGCUGUGGAAGGAAAUCCAACUUCUCGCAUCUGUUGGAUCAGCAGACCAGCGCCAUCCAUCCACGGCCACGGCACAAAAUUUGGAUACAUCGCACAUCAUGUUCCUGGCUACAGUAUCUUUCGUCUGUGCAAGAUUACCAAUGGACAAUGAUUGCGCUAGGAAUUUGUUCGGGCGGCGCGCACAUUGUUGGGCAAGACGGGACGUUUUCCUUUGCAAAGUUACAGCAGAGUUUGCUUCAAUUAGAUCUAUUGAGUUCAGGUUGAUCAUGUACUGCCAGCGCCUCGCCGUCCCCUUGACCCGCUCUAUCUUCGUCACCAGAGUCCCACUUGCUCUUCGCGCGGAGAGUGCGCUGGCUGCCCGAUGCCUUCACACCACUGUUGCACGAAAGGACAUUGACAGUGCUGCAAAGUACAUCGGAGCCGGAGCUGCAACAGUCGGUGUCGCUGGUUCAGGAGCUGGUAUUGGAAACGUAUUUGGUGCCCUUGUUAUUGGAUACGCCCGAAACCCUUCAUUGAAGCAGCAGCUGUUUUCAUACGCUAUUCUUGGAUUUGCCCUCUCCGAGGCUAUGGGACUCUUCUGCCUCACCAUGGGUUUCAUGAUCUUGUUUGCACUUUAA